Hylaeus anthracinus is the source of this 710-nucleotide messenger RNA. Its product is annotated as peptidyl-prolyl cis-trans isomerase NIMA-interacting 4. The transcript is spliced from 3 exons. NCBI's taxonomy places the organism in Eukaryota, Metazoa, Arthropoda, Insecta, Hymenoptera, Colletidae. Gene Ontology annotation, biological process: rRNA processing. The coding region runs from base 242 to 622 and encodes 126 amino acids. The record is from RefSeq and is a predicted model, not a curated record. Gene Ontology annotation, molecular function: peptidyl-prolyl cis-trans isomerase activity; DNA binding.
UCCAAGGAUCUAAAGUUAUGAUCUCAAACUUAUCAAAUUAUCAUUAUGCUUCCCUGGCAAAAUGUUAUAAAAUUAUUUUUAUCACUUCUUACGAUUGAAAACUUGAAACCAUUGUGCCUUGACUACGCUCUGACAAAUUAAUUUCACACAAAAAAUUGCCAACCCAUUAAAGCUGCCAGGAAUGUGUUUUAUGUACGCAUGUAUGUAUUAAUGUAUUGUAGCAUUAACCUAAAUCUUAACCAUGCCUCCGAAAAAGAAUCAAAAUACUUCGAAAACGAAUAAAUCAAAAAACUCGGAAGGGAGCAGCGGGAAAGAAGAAAAAAAAGGGGGAAAUGCAGUGAAAGUUAGACAUAUACUAUGCGAAAAACAAUCGAAAAUUUUGGAAGCAAUGGAGAAAUUAAAAGCUGGACAGAAGUUUAAUGAAGUUGCAGCUACAUACAGUGAAGAUAAAGCACGAUCUGGGGGCGAUCUUGGGUGGAUGACAAGAGGCUCCAUGGUUGGUCCAUUUCAAGAGGCUGCAUUUGCAUUGCCUGUUUCUUCUCUUAAUUCUCCAAUGUAUACAGACCCACCAGUCAAAACAAAAUUUGGUUAUCAUAUUAUAAUGGUAGAAGGCAAAAAGUAAAUAGUUUACUGUAAGUUUUUAUAUGUAUGGAUAAUGUUACAAAAUUAAUAAUAAUUUAUGAAACAAAUAUAUUUAUGUAUAAUAUGUA